Messenger RNA from Rhodamnia argentea, 2502 nucleotides. RefSeq names its product calcium-transporting ATPase 12, plasma membrane-type-like. Gene Ontology annotation, biological process: calcium ion transmembrane transport. Bases 562 to 2502 code for a protein of 646 amino acids. NCBI's taxonomy places the organism in Eukaryota, Viridiplantae, Streptophyta, Magnoliopsida, Myrtales, Myrtaceae. The transcript has a single exon. Gene Ontology annotation, cellular component: intracellular membrane-bounded organelle; membrane. Gene Ontology annotation, molecular function: ATP hydrolysis activity; P-type calcium transporter activity; ATP binding. The record is from RefSeq and is a predicted model, not a curated record.
GUUCGUGGAAAGAUUUAACUCAAGAAGCUACAGGGAACUUUCCCAUGAAGUUCAAGCAGAAUUUAAGCUCUUCCACGCUGCACUAUAUAUGGAACUGAGAACACAAAAACCUUUCAAAACCCAUCAAACGAAAUCCCUCCCUCCCUCCCUCCGUUCAACCCCAGUCAAUCAGUGUUUUUUGACUCCCCAAGACUCCUGUCCAUCCUCUGAACCAGACUCGUUUUGCUAACCCAAGCAGACCCUUUCGUCUUCUCUUCCUGUUGUUCAUCCAUGUCGUCUUUGAGGCUCCGUAAACCUAGCGAAGCAGGGACCGAUGCCGUGCUCGACCGCUGCAAUAGCCUGGCGAAGAUUGUCCACAGGCGAAGGUGGCGCUUGGCUUACACUGUCAUAUACUUCACCAGGGCUCUCGAGUCUCUGUCACAACAAGUCCUCGGGAGGAAGACGGACCUGUUGCGGUCGCUCUCUUAAGUUGCCAUUGACAUCAACCUCGGAAACGAUGGUAACCCACGUGAAGGAGAUCGCCCUUCGCUUCGGGAUGUUGACCUGAAGAUCCUGAGUAACAUGGUAAGAGAGAAAAGGUUAGAAUCUCUAGCUCAACUUGGUGGCAUUAAACAACUCGCUUCAAUUCUCAUGACAAAUCCCGACAAUGGCUUGAGCGGAGAUGAAACCGACCUUAUGCAGCGAACCGAUGUUUUCGGUGCGAAUAAGUACAAUAAGCCGCCGGCAAAGAACUUUCUCAGUUUUGUGCUUGAUGCACUCAAAGACAUGACCAUAAUCAUUCUCAUAGCAUGCGCUGUUCUCUCUUUAGUAUUCGGCAUCAAACAGCACGGCCUCAAAGAAGGUUGGUAUGAUGGUGGGAGUAUCAUCAUCGCCAUCUUUCUAGUUGUCGCCGUGUCUGCUCUCAGCAACUAUAAGCAAGGAAGGCAGUUCCAGAAACUUUCAAAAGUGAGCAGCAACAUAAGAGUGGAGGUUGUGAGAGAUGGCAGGAGGCAACCGAUCUCCAUAUUUGAUGCCGUCGUAGGCGAUGUCAUGUUUCUGAAGAUUGGCGACCAGGUUCCAGCUGACGGGUUGUUUGUGGAUGGCCAUUCCCUGAAGGUCGACAAGUCUAGCAUGACCGGUGAAAGCGAUCAUGUCGAAAUCUACAGCGAGAAUCCUUUCUUGCUCUUGGGCACCAAAGUGAUAGAUGGCUAUGGUCGCAUGAUGGUUGCUUCUGUCGGCAUGAACACUGCGUGGGGCGAGAUGAUGAGUUCCGUGAGCCGCGACUUAGAUGAAGAGACCCCGCUCCAAGCCCGUCUAAACAAGUUGACUUCCUUCAUCGGGAAGGUUGGGCUGUUGGUAGCUGCACUGGUGCUUCUCGUCUUAAUGACCCGCUACUUCACCGGACACACCCAAGACGAGGCCGGACACAGAGAAUUCACCAGCGGGAAGACCAAGUCCGGUGACGUGAUGGAUGCAGUCGUGCGCAUAGUUGCCGCAGCGGUGACCAUUGUGGUGGUGGCUAUACCUGAGGGUUUACCGUUGGCCGUCACUUUGACGCUGGCCUACUCCAUGAAGCGCAUGAUGGGCGACAAUGCCAUGGUCCGGAAGCUCUCUGCCUGUGAAACCAUGGGUUCUGCCACAACAAUCUGUACGGAUAAAACCGGGACUCUCACGUUAAACGAGAUGAGAGUCACUGAGUUCUGGAUGGGGAAAGAACAUGUGAGUGUAGAUGCAUCCAGAAAAAUUGCAGCCAGCAUCCUUGAAAUCCUACUGCAAGGAAUCGGCUUGAACACAACAGGUACUAUCCACGUGCGACCUUUGGUUUCUGCUCCUGAGAUUUUAGGCAGUCCAACAGAGAAAGCAAUACUUUCUUGGGGUGCGCUCGAAUUGGGUCUGAUGAUGGAUCAACUUAAGCAAGACUGGGAGAUAAUCCAAGUCGAGGCAUUCAAUUCUGAGAAAAAGAGAAGCGGGGUUGCAGUGAGGAGGAGAGGAGAGCUGGUCAUUCACAUACACUGGAAGGGAGCUGCUGAGAUGAUCUUGGCAUUGUGUUCAGAUUAUUACAGCCAGAGUGGGACGGUGAACGUCAUGAAUGAUGAAGCAAGGUCUGAGUUCGGGACAAUCAUAAAAAAUAUGGCAGACAAAAGCCUGCGCUGCAUCGCAUUCGCCUACAGAAAAAUCAAUGGUUCGCUUGCUCAAGUUCAUGGGAGACUCGAGGAAGAUGGACUUACAUUGUUAGGGAUAGUGGGGAUAAAAGAUACAUGCAGACCGGGUGUGAGGAGUGCAGUGGCGUCCUGUAGAAAUGCCGGAGUGAACAUCAAGAUGAUCACAGGAGACAAUGUGCACACUGCAAGAGCUAUAGCCCUGGAAUGUGGGAUACUCAAUCCCAACAAAGAUCUCGAACACGAAGCCAUAGUAGAGGGCGUUCAGUUUCGCAACUACUCACCCGAACAGAGAAUGGCAGCAAUCGAGAAAAUUCAGGUAAUGGCUAGAUUGUUCCCAUUUGAUAAGCUUUUGAUGGUGUAG